Messenger RNA from Xylona heveae TC161, 1284 nucleotides. Its product is annotated as mitochondrial carrier. Bases 1 to 1284 code for a protein of 427 amino acids. Gene Ontology annotation, biological process: transmembrane transport. The transcript has 2 exons. Lineage: Eukaryota; Fungi; Ascomycota; Xylonomycetes; Xylonales; Xylonaceae. Gene Ontology annotation, cellular component: mitochondrial inner membrane. The record is from RefSeq and is a predicted model, not a curated record.
AUGCCCCCGACUCUCGCCGACUAUGGCUCGUCAUCUCCGCCCAAGGACGGACCACGAGAGAUGAGCACCUUUAAAACCGUUCGACGAAAUAAAGACGAUCCGGCAACAUGCUCAACUGACGAGGACUCGAUUCCGACAAAGGGUGCCCAGGAGGGUCGGAAAUCAGACAAGCGUAGUUUGGACUAUGCAAUGCGCAGUGGACUUGCGGGAGGCCUGGCAGGGUGCGCUGCCAAAACAGUUGUCGGUCCGCUAGAUCGCGUCAAGAUUCUUUUCCAAGCAUCCAAUCCGCAAUUUAUGAAGUACACAGGCUCUUGGACAGGGUUGGCAACCGCACUUAGAGAUAUAUACAGCACAUCAGGAAUGCGGGGUCUCUUCAGAGGCCACUCGGCCACGCUAUUGCGUGUCUUCCCAUACGCUGCUAUCAAAUUCAUCGCAUAUGAGCAAAUCCGUGCCGUUCUCAUUCAAAACAAAUCUCAAGAGACGCCUGGGCGCCGCCUUAUUAGCGGAUCUCUAGCAGGCAUAACCUCCGUCUUCUUCACGUAUCCACUUGAGGUAAUCCGCGUGCGGUUAGCAUUUGAGACGAAACAACACUCGCGUUCAUCGCUAUCGUCAAUCUGCAGACAGAUAUACAAUGAAGUCCCUCACUCAAGCGUGGCCUCGCCGUCAACGUCGCCAUCUACAGCUACACCUCCCUCCGCCGCUGCUUCCACCGCCCGCCAUCUUUCCUCUUCCGCUGCACAUCAUCACAACCCUCUUGGCGCAACUGCUGCCGCAGCAUCGUCCUCUGCGCAAACAGCAAGUGCAUCACUCGAAGGAAUAACAACCCAGCGCGGCCUGGCCAAUUUUUUCCGUGGGUUCAGUCCUACCCUCGUUGGUAUGCUCCCCUACGCUGGCAUGUCGUUUUUGACGCAUGAUUAUGCUGGAGAUGUUUUGCGGCAUAAUUUCUUCGAGGAGUAUACGACAAUACCAGGAACUGCAGAUCCAGCUCGUCAUAAGUCUAAGCAGCUAAAAUACUGGGCCGAACUUGCCGCAGGAGGUCUUGCGGGUCUUGUUUCCCAGACAGCUUCAUAUCCAUUUGAAGUCAUUCGACGACGAAUGCAGGUCGGUGGCGCCGUCGGCGAUGGUCAUCGAUUGCGUAUGACUGAGACUGCGCGUCUCAUCUGGGCGGAGCGCGGGUUCCGCGGAUUUUGGAUUGGAUUAACUAUUGGCUACCUCAAAGUUGUACCAAUGGUUGCAACAAGCUUUUUCGUCUACGAGCGAGGAAAAUACUGGCUAGGUAUUUAG